Lasiosphaeria miniovina is the source of this 2235-nucleotide messenger RNA. Its product is annotated as RmlC-like cupin domain-containing protein. Gene Ontology annotation, cellular component: cytoplasm. Bases 410 to 1888 code for a protein of 492 amino acids. Gene Ontology annotation, molecular function: homogentisate 1,2-dioxygenase activity. The transcript is spliced from 2 exons. NCBI's taxonomy places the organism in Eukaryota, Fungi, Ascomycota, Sordariomycetes, Sordariales, Lasiosphaeriaceae. Gene Ontology annotation, biological process: L-phenylalanine catabolic process. The record is from RefSeq and is a predicted model, not a curated record.
GCUAGUGUCGGCCGGGACUGUCGCGCCGUGUGCACUGCGGAAUUGAGCAGCAGCCCCCCAAAGGCCAGGCGUCAUCAUCCAACCUCCAUCGGCGGCCCAGCAAAGGCGAUGCGGCACAAAAGGCUCGGGCAUGGGAUGGGAUGACAAGCGACGAGGCGUAUUAAAGCUGUCCAACCUAGCUUUCUUUGCUAGGUCCCCCGAGAUGGCGGCCAUGUUUAUUCUCUCUUUCUCUGGUCAUUUCACCAUUGGUUUCCCCUCUGGAUUGUAUCCGACUGCUUCCCCCUAAUAGCGUGCGACUCGAAGCAUCACUAGCAGUGCCGCCACUAGCAGAACCGGGCAGACGGCCGAGUAACUGAACGGGAGAGGGAUAAAAAAGAGAGAGAGGGUUGGCGAAACAAAUUGACCAAGGAUGCCUGCCACCGACUUCGAGUUCAAGGAGAAAUACCAAUACCAGAAUGGCUUCGACUGCUACUUCGAAUCAGAAGCCGUCGCCGGCGCGCUGCCCGUAGCCCAGAACUCGCCCCAGAAGCCGCCGCUGGGCCUGUACGCCGAAAAGCUUUCGGGGACCGCGUUCACGGCGCCGCGGCACGAGAACAAACAGACAUGGCUCUACCGAAUCCUGCCGGCGUGCGCGCACCCGCCCUUUGCGCCCGUCAGCUCGCCCAGCAGCACCGACAAGACGCUGCACUACAUCCCGAACCAGCUGCGGUGGGACCCCUUUGACCACAGCCCCACGGCCGACUUCGUCUCGGGGCUGCGCCUCAUCGCCGGCGCCGGCGAUCCCGCGCUCAAGCAGGGACUGGGCAUGUACGUAUUCGCCGCCGGCGCGUCCAUGAACCCGCGCUCCGCCUUCUACUCAGCCGACGGCGACCUGCUGCUCGUGGCCCAGGACGGCGUGCUCGACAUCCGUACCGAGCUCGGCUGGCUGCUGGUGCGCCCCCUCGAGAUCUGCGUCAUCCCCCGCGGCGUGCGCUUCCAGGUCCGCCUACCCGCCGGCCCCGCCCGCGGCUACGCUCUCGAGCUCUACCAGGGCCACUUUGCCCUGCCCGAGCUCGGCCCCAUCGGGUCCAACGGGCUGGCCAACGCCCGCGACUUCCAGACGCCCGUGGCGAGCUUCGACGAGGACUUUCCAGGGCAAGACGGCCACGGCGCCGACGAGGCUAGCGGGAACGGAGAAAGUAAUAGCAGCAACGCAAGCAGCGGGACUGCAACAAACGGCAGCCACGGCGCGGCCUACACCAUCACGGCCAAGUUCAACAACAGCCUGUUCGCGACGACGCAGCAGCACACGCCAUUCGACGUAGUGGCGUGGCACGGCAACUACGCGCCGUACAAGUACGAUCUGGGGCGCUUCAACACCAUCGGCAGCGUGUCGUUCGACCACCCGGACCCGUCCAUCUUCACGGUGCUGUCGGCGGCAUCAGACCGUCCCGGGACGGCGGUCGCCGACUUAGUGGUCUUCCCGCCGCGGUGGCUCGUGGGCGAGGACACGUUCCGGCCGCCGUGGUACCACCGCAACACCAUGAGUGAGUUCAUGGGCCUCAUCACGGGCGCCUACGACGCCAAGCGUGCUGGUGCUGGCGGCUUCGUGCCCGGCGGCGCCAGCCUGCACAAUGUCAUGAGCGGCCACGGCCCCGACGUCGCUAGUUACGAGGCCGCCCGCAAUGCUGAGCUGGCGCCCCAAAAGGUCGGCGCCGGCAGCUGCGCCUUCAUGUUCGAGAGCUGCCUCAUGGUUGGGGUCACGUACUGGGGCCUCGAGACGUGCCACAAGGUCCAGCCAGAGUAUAAUGCUCACAGCUGGCAGGGGCUCAAGGUCCACUGGAAGCGGCCGCAACCUGCUGCGGUCCCUGCACCUGAUGCGCCUGCCAGUGGCGAUGGUAAUAUUUAGUUGGUGAGUUGCUAUGCAGGUCAACAACUACUUGGUUGUCGUAGAGCCUGGUUUGGCCUAGGUAGGUGCGUUGGGUAGGUAGACAGCCUAGGUACUCCGUAGGUAGGUAAUGAUAACGAAGAUUUAGGUUUCUGGCGGGCGCGCAUAUAACUCUUUCGGAGUAGUAUGCCUACUCUGAAGUCAACAAAUAGAGGAAGAUUAGCUAGUUAGUUAAUUGUUUCGCUAAUUCUAUCCUCUGGUCUCUUCAACAGCAAAAGGAAAUAUAACAGCGAAAUGCAAAAACAGUAGGAAAUAUAUCCAGAAAUACAAGGAGAGAACACCGUCAACAGUAAGAAACAACUCAAACA